Molecule: messenger RNA, 2081 nt
Organism: Felis catus (domestic cat)
Lineage: Eukaryota; Metazoa; Chordata; Mammalia; Carnivora; Felidae
Product: procathepsin L-like
Biological process (GO): immune response
Cellular component (GO): lysosome
Molecular function (GO): cysteine-type endopeptidase activity
Source: RefSeq, a predicted model, not a curated record
GAACAUGCAUCCUGCCUUCUUCCUGGCUACCUUUUGCCUGGGAAUAGCGUCAGCUGCUCCACAAGUCAAUCAGAGCUUAGAUGAACAAUGGUCCCAGUGGAAGGCAACACACGGGAAACUAUAUAGCAUGGAUGAAGAAGGACAGAAGAGAGCAGUGUGGGAGAGGAAUAUGCAAAUGAUUGAACAGCACAAUCUGGAACACAGCCAAGGGAAACAGCUCACAAUGGCAAUGAAUGGCUUUGGUGACAUGAUGAGUACCAGUGAAGAAUUCAAGCAGGUGUUGAAUGACCUUAAAAUCCAGAAACACAAAAAGGGGAAAGUGUUCCAAGCACCUCUCUUUGCCAAGAUCCCUUCAUCUGUGGACUGGGGAGAGAAAGGCUAUGUGACUUCCGUGAAGGAUCAGGGUGACUGUCGUUCUUGUAGGGCUUUCAGUGCAACUGGUGCCCUAGAAGGACAGAUGUUUCAGAAAACUGGCAAACUUGUUUCAUUGAGUGAGCAGAACCUGGCGGACUGCUCUUGGACUCAUGGCAAUAAGGGCUGCCAUGGUGGCCUAAUGGAUAAAGCCUUCCAGUAUAUUAAGGACAAUGGGGGACUGGACUCAGAGGAAUCCUAUCCAUAUCAUGCACGGAACGAAUCCUGCAAAUACAAGCCUGAGAAUUCUGUUGCCAACAUGACUGCCUUCUGGAGUGUCAUAAACAAGGAGGAUGGCCUAAUGACCACAGUGGCAACUGUGGGGCCUGUCUCUGCUGCUGUAGAUGCAAGCCUGAAUUCCUUCCAGUUCUAUAAAAAAGGCAUUUAUUAUGAUCCAAAGUGCAGCAAUAAACGCCUGAAUCAUGGUGUUCUGGUGGUUGGCUAUGGCUUUGAAGGAGAAGAAUCGGAUAACAAAAAAUACUGGAUUGUCAAGAACAGCUGGGGUGCAAAUUGGGGCAAACACGGCUACAUACUCAUGGCCAAGGACCGGGACAACCACUGUGGAAUCGCCACCAUGGCCAGCUUUCCUAUCGUGUGAGAUGAUGGUGUAAAGAAGACCUUGACUGGCAACAAAUUAUCCAGAAAAUGGGUUUUAUUUUCAAGCCUACCACACCCUGCUGUGUGGGGUAAAACACUUGAAUCAUUUAAAAACCAAGUUGUGAUUUGAUUGUGUGACAUUUUUCACUGUGAAUGUUACCACUUCACUCAUUACUGCUGUAAAUACUUUUGUAUGAGUGACUAGUGUAGUAACUUUUGAAUUUUCAAGUUUCUUUUAAAAAUUAUGAAAUUUUACUUUUUCAAAGUGAAACAACUACAGGGGUGCCUGGGUGGCUCCGUUGGUUGAGUGUCCAACUCUUGAUUUCAACCGAGGUCAUGAUCUCAUGGUUCGAGGAAUUGAGCCCCUCAUUGGGCUCUGUGAGCUGACAGUUUAGGAUUUUAAUUUCUUUAGAGAAGCCCACAAAUGUGGCCUAACUACCAUUAAUGUUUUCCUCCACCUUAAAAUGUUGGAACAAAAAAGAAGGACUUGAAUAGUGUAUGAUCUCUAACUAAACUUUAGUGAUAAUGAUUGAAAUAUAUGCGCUGCUGGAAUGGAGAUUUCUUCACUCUUCUGAGUCCUUUGCUCCUAAAAGAACCAAGUGUUGUAAGUACACGCACACUUGUCCAAAUUCCACCUUCUAAUUUCUGAAUCAUUUGCUUCCCUUGCAAUUUGUUUUGAUAGAAAUUACAAAGGUCUAUGGAAUGUAGGAAACACUGGUAAUUACUUUAUGAUACAUGCAAGACUUAGGGAGGAGUUUCUGCUUUAUUUAUUUCAUGUCUAUAAGCUUCUCUUAGAAGUAGGAUUUUUAAGUUUAUUUAUUUAUUUUGAAAAACAGAAAGCACAAGCAGUGGAAAACUCAGAGAACGAGGGAGAGAGAAAAUCCCAAGCAGGCCCCACACUGUCAGUGCACAGCCUGAGACUCAAUCUCAUGAACUUGAAACCAUGACCCGAGCCAAAAUCAGGAGUCUAUUUCUUAACCGACUGGGCCAUCCAAGUGCUCCUCAAAAUAGUUUUAUGAAAGAUGAUUUGUGAUUUUCCAAUUUUUAAAUAAAUAUGAAUGGCUUGUAAAUUA